GAAGACGACGACGACCAAGCCCUCUAUUGCACCUGCCGCAAACCCCAAGGCAAAAGAUGGAUGAUCCAAUGCGAUGGGUGCGAUGACUGGUUCCACGGCACGUGCGUCAAGAUCAAUGAAGUGGAUGAAGGGUUAAUUGAUAAGUGGUAUUGUCCGGGGUGU
Molecule: messenger RNA, 162 nt
Organism: Saitoella complicata NRRL Y-17804
Lineage: Eukaryota; Fungi; Ascomycota; Saitoellomycetes; Saitoellales; Saitoellaceae
Exons: 1
Biological process (GO): positive regulation of DNA-templated transcription
Cellular component (GO): Set1C/COMPASS complex
Source: RefSeq, a predicted model, not a curated record